Messenger RNA from Verticillium nonalfalfae, 894 nucleotides. RefSeq names its product Hexaprenyldihydroxybenzoate methyltransferase, mitochondrial (gene COQ3). The coding region runs from base 1 to 894 and encodes 297 amino acids. Gene Ontology annotation, molecular function: 2-methoxy-6-polyprenyl-1,4-benzoquinol methyltransferase activity. Gene Ontology annotation, biological process: ubiquinone biosynthetic process. NCBI's taxonomy places the organism in Eukaryota, Fungi, Ascomycota, Sordariomycetes, Glomerellales, Plectosphaerellaceae. The transcript has a single exon. The record is from RefSeq and is a predicted model, not a curated record.
AUGGCCACCCCCCGGGCAGCAACAGCCGCUCUGCUGCGGCAGCUGCGUCGAGCCCGCCCCUCAGCAACACGACAGUCAUUACGAGGCGCGACAACAACUCCCCCGACCCACGCCAGGCCCUCGUCGACCUUCUCGUCAGUCAAUGCCGAGGAAAUCUCCCACUUCAACGGCCUCGCUGCCUCGUGGUGGGAUCCCCACGGCUCCUCCCGCCUCCUGCACCUCAUGAACCCGCUACGACACGACUUUAUCCGCGCCUGUCAGGCCUCGACCGCCGACGCGCCGCCCCCCUCGUCGGCCGCCACGGCCCGCUAUCUCGACGUUGGUUGUGGCGGCGGAAUCUUCGCCGAGUCGGCCGCCCGCCUGCCCACAACAGCCUCGGUCACGGCCAUUGACCCUUCACCCGAAGUCCUCGCCAUCGCCCGCGCCCAUGCCCGCCGCGACCCGGCCCUGCGCCCGCCCCAGCUGACCUACCUACCGGCCACCAUCGAGACGCUGCCCAUGCCGGCGACGCCUGCGGACCGCUUCGACGUCGUCUCCGUCUUCGAGGUCGUCGAGCACGUCGACUCGCCCGCCGAAUUCCUCGCGCGCUGCGCCCCCUUUGUCAAGCCUGGCGGCUGGCUCGUCGGCAGCACCAUCGCCCGCACCUGGGUCAGCUGGCUGACGACAAACUUUCUCGCCGAGGACGUCCUCGGCAUCGUGCCCAAGGGCACCCACGACUGGAACAAAUACAUCAAUGACGCCGAGCUGACGGCCUGGUUCGCCGGGCAGAGCGGCUGGGCGAGCCCCCGCAUCAUGGGUGUCGUCUACGUGCCCGGCGUUGGGUGGCGCGAGGUCGCCGGCAGCGAGAAGGUGGGCAACUACUUUUUCGCGUUCCGGCGGGAGAUCGCCGCGUAA